This is a messenger RNA of Emiliania huxleyi CCMP1516, 885 nucleotides long. RefSeq lists its product as hypothetical. The transcript is spliced from 5 exons. The record is from RefSeq and is a predicted model, not a curated record. Lineage: Eukaryota; Haptophyta; Isochrysidales; Noelaerhabdaceae. The coding region runs from base 1 to 885 and encodes 294 amino acids.
AUGGAGGGCCCCGAGCCAGGCUUCGUGUCCCGCCGGGCGAUACUGUUCGGGCCGAUGAAGUCGCACGCGCGCCGCGCGCUGCGAGACAUCAUCCAGCAGUCGCAAGAUGCACGCAGGUCGUCCAACAACGGCGAGACUGCGUCGGUUGGCAGCGAGGCGGUCAUAGACCUCGGCGCCGUCCGCAGCUCCCAGCGGUCGGGGCGCAGCGUUGCCGCGCUGCGGCCGCGCAAGGCGCUUCUGAUCGACGCCGGCAUCUCCGUCUCUGACGCCGCGCGCAAGAUGGCCGCCGCGAACGCCGACGCCGCGCUCGUGCGGACAUCCUCGUCGUCUCGCGCGGCGGUCGGCAUCGUCACCGACACGGACGUGUGCCGGAAAGUGGUGGCGCUCGGGCGCGACGCAGACGCCACCGCCGUCGAGGCCGUCAUGACGCGCAACCCUCAGACCGUGCUCUGGAAUGCGACGGCGUCCUCGGCGCUGUGCACUAUGGCUGGCUCGGUGGCCGGGCUGCUCGACGUGGCAAAGUGCCUCUCGGAGGCCCUGGCGGGGCUGCACGGGCACCAGCUGGGCCAUGCGGCGAGCGGUCGCCCCGCGGCCCGCGUCUCGACCUCCUCUCGCCCUGACCUCGAGCGUCUCUCCGGAUCAGGGCGCCGCGUCGGCGCCGUCAUGACGCCGGACCCGCACACCCUCCCUGUCUCGGCCUCGGUGCUCGACGCGCUCUCGCAGCUGGAGGGCUCCGGCUAUCGCAACGUGAGCAGCCUCGCCGACGAGAUGCGGCUGCUCCGGGCGCAGCACCGCCGCACAUCGCACGCCGUGCUGGCGUGCAGCGUCGCGAGCGUGGCGAUCACAAGCGCUCUCGUCUUCGCCUCCACGCGCCCGCGCCGCUGA